Messenger RNA from Penicillium paradoxum, 1164 nucleotides. RefSeq names its product 3' exoribonuclease family protein. The transcript has a single exon. The record is from RefSeq and is a predicted model, not a curated record. Gene Ontology annotation, biological process: U1 snRNA 3'-end processing; nuclear mRNA surveillance; nuclear polyadenylation-dependent mRNA catabolic process. NCBI's taxonomy places the organism in Eukaryota, Fungi, Ascomycota, Eurotiomycetes, Eurotiales, Aspergillaceae. Bases 1 to 1164 code for a protein of 387 amino acids. Gene Ontology annotation, cellular component: nuclear exosome (RNase complex); cytoplasmic exosome (RNase complex).
AUGGCGUCCUCUGCUACACCCAGUAACCCGACAGCACCGUCAUUAUCCCUACCACCGUCGCAAUUCGCCCGCCUCCAACCUCACGCCUACCUUCUCGCCCACCUCUCUCCUCCACCAGCGAGCAACCAGCCCUCAGUCCGCGCCAAUGGUCGCGCGACCUCACAAUUCCGUGUCACAUCCGCCAAUGCUGGCUCCCUAACACACACAAAUGGCAGUGCAGUCGUACGAAUCGGCGACACAGCCGCUGUCUGCGGUGUCCGCGCAGAAAUUCUACACACAAAGGAUAUCGCUUCCUGGAGCGUCUUCCAAGCCUCAUCGGAGCACGAAUCUGGCAAAUCAAGUGAAUCUGGAGACUCCAGCUCCCAAGAUGAAGACGAUCAAGGCCACAUCCAAGAUCUGAACCUGCUGGUUCCCAACCUUUCCCUCAGCACUGGCUGCGCGCCAGGCUUUACACCCGGCGCACCACCUUCCGCGCUGGCCCAGUCUCUUUCUCACCAACUUCUCUCUCUCCUGCACACCACAAAUCUCGUCCGAGCGGAUGACUUGCGCAUCUGGUACCAGCCACCGAAUCUGGCAUCGGAAGAAUUCCGCAAUGCGGGCGAGGGCAUGGAUGUGGAUACAGAAGAAAGCGGCGGACCCGAGCGCGAGAUCAAGGCUUUCUGGGUGCUCUACAUUGAUGUCAUGAUCAUUUCUCUGGCUGGAAACCCAUUCGAUGCGGCCUGGGCCUCUGUAUUGGCUGCGCUGCGUGACACUAAGCUCCCUAAGGCUUGGUGGGAUGCUGAUAACGAGACGAUUCUUUGCUCGGACGAUGUUGCCGAUGCGCAUAAAUUGUCUCUUCGUGGAUUGCCUGUUGCAAGCUCGUUCUGUUCCUUCGAGGGCGAUGUCGCUGCCGGCUGGAGGGCGAUUGUCAUUCCCGAUGCUGAGGAGCUGAAGCAGAAGAAGGGUGCUCAGCAAAGAUGGAUCCUUGCGGAUCCGGAUGGAUAUGAAGAGGGUUUGAGUCAAGAGCGGGCUUGUGUUGUUGUUGACAAGCAGGAAGGGAAGACGGUUAUUUUGAAGAUGGAGAAGCACGGUGGCUGGACUGUGGAUAGCGAUGAUCUGCGGCAGCUUGUGGAUAUUUCUGCCCAGAGAUGGGAUGAAAUGAAGCGGAUUUUGGAUCAAUGCUGA